This is a messenger RNA of Siniperca chuatsi (mandarin fish), 4411 nucleotides long. RefSeq names its product inactive N-acetylated-alpha-linked acidic dipeptidase-like protein 2. Bases 142 to 2736 code for a protein of 864 amino acids. The transcript has 18 exons. The record is from RefSeq and is a predicted model, not a curated record. NCBI's taxonomy places the organism in Eukaryota, Metazoa, Chordata, Actinopteri, Centrarchiformes, Sinipercidae.
GAUGAGAGAGCGGCCCUAAUGCGGCAUCUCAUUACAACCUCUGUCAGGAUCCCUCUAUUCUACCAUCAGCUUCCCUUAACUUGGUAAGAGCCCAACUGUCGUUUCGAGUGAGUGUGCCGCCAAGGAGGCAUUUACAAAUAAAUGAAAAAUGUCACAUUUGAUUUCACUCCUCUCGGACUGCAGCGCCUCAGCUUUGUCACAAACUGUCUUUGUUGUUCUGGUCUCUCGCAGGUCCCGCUCCCGGUCGCCGUGGAUAGGUUCUGGCAGGUUCAGGCCCUCUGCGUCUCUCCCAGGGUGGAGAAGAUUUGUCACCAGCAACCCAACAGGAAGCCAUUUGAAACGCCAGAUCCACUCCAGCACAUUAGCCGUCACAUCAUGGCAUACAGGAAGGUGUGUGAUGCCCAGGGGGGCCCAAUGGUCGGUGAGGUUCUGCACUGCUCUGGAGGUCUGGAUCUUGACUGGGACCUGGACAAGGAGGAGCUACAGGAACCGGGACCCAGCCUGGACCGCAUGCAGAUGCAACAUGUAGACUGCCAGAGAUCAGGGUGUUCAGAUCCUGGACCUGACCCUGACCCUGAGCUGAUGGAACCCAUCCAGCCAUCUGUCUCAGUUUCACCACAUGGACGAUUUGAACGACUCCAGGAAGAUCCCAACUACAUCUCCCACUUCACCAGGACUCCGGGCAAUAAAGGCCAACGACGACUCCACUGCUUUCUGCUCAGGUACUUCCUGGCAGGGUUGGGUAUUUUUGUCCUGGGUCUUCUGAUUGGCUGGUUCACUCACACACCUACCAUCAAACCACCUGUUCCUCCGUCUGAUAGCUCAGACCUGCUGGAGGAGCUGCUUAGAGGAAUCACAGCUGACAAGAUAGAUGCUCUUCAGAGGUCUUUCUCCAGCCUAUCAGAUGACAGUGAGGAAGCCAGAGCCAGGUACCUCUACAGUCAGUGGGUGGGACUCGGUUUGAUUGAUGUCCAUCUGUCCAAUCAUACAGUUCUGCUCAGCCUGCCUGGUUCCACACCCAACACCAUCACUGACAGGUCUAGUCACGAGUGUUUCCUGCCAAAUGGGAUCCCCUGUGACCAGCGUGGAUCAAAUGACCUGCCGAAGAAGCAGUUCUCCUACGCAGCCUACUCUGCUGUUGGAAGUCUGCAGGGGGAGGUGGUGGAUGUCCAGUACGGCAGUGUGGAUAACCUGAGGAAAGCCAAAGAUAGCCUGAACCUCACCAACCAGAUUGCUGUGGUCAAGCUUGGCCAAGCACCUUUGCUGUACAAGCUAUCCCUACUGUCUGAGCUGGGUUUUGGAGGUGCUCUGCUUUACAUUGAUCCAUGUGACGCUCCCCCUGGCCGCCACACCUGGCAUCAAGCCUUCAGAGUCACCCUCAACCCUGGAGGAAACCCUGCCAUUGCUGAGUUGUCAAGAGAAACUGGAGGAAGUCUGACAUCUCUGUUGGUUCAGCCCAUCUCUGCCUUCCUGGCAAAGACGUUACUGUCCUCUCCAUCCACAGGGCAGGGAGACUCCUGUAUUCCUCUAGCAAUGCCUCCCAACGCAGAACGAAAGAAGAUUACUCUGACUGUUGGAAACCAGCUGUCCAACAAGAAAAUCUACAAUGUUGUGGGAUACCUGAAAGGAAGGAGGAACCCAGAUCGCUAUGUGCUGGUUGGCAGUCGCCAUGACAGCGACCAGGGAGGUGGGUCUUCAGCCAUUAUGAAUCAGCUCAUUGCGGCGCUGACAGAGCAGACCAAACAAGGAUGGGUGCCAGACCGUACCACUGUGUUUUGCUCGUGGGGAGGCUCAGCCCUAGGGAACAUCGGGUCCUAUGAGUGGGGAAAGGAUAACAGUGUUGUCCUGAAGAGCAGUGCAGUGGCCUACGUCAGCCUGAACUCUCCAGUUAGAGGGACAGAGACUCUCAGAGCUACAGCUUCUCCAACGCUACUGCAACUCACUUCAGAUAUACAGAGAAGACAGUUGCUAAGUUGCAUUCGUGGUGGGAACUGCCCUGGACCCAAUGUCAGCUCGCUGCAGUUGCCUGGAGAUGUGAAUUUCUUUGCCAACCAACUGGCUGUGCCCACCAUGGAGUUUGCCUUCGAGCAGACCAAAGCAGAAGAGGCCACCAGUUUCCUGUCAGAGAGCCAAUUUUCUGCUGAGUCACCAGAGACUCUGGAUCCACUUUUCAAAUUCCAUGAGACCAUUGCUAAGAUGACAGCAGAAGCCAUUCUCCGCUUGGUCAAUGAUCCUGUGUUGCCAUUCUACCCUCUGGACAUUGCCCUGGAUGUUCAAAACAAACUCAAAGACAAGAGCGUGGUAUCUCAGCCCCUGCUGUCCUCAGCCUCCUCUCUAAGGGACCACGCAGCUUUCUUCCAGUCAGAAACUAUGCGGCCGGCAAAUGACCCUAAAGAGCGCGACCCCUCCCACGUGCGAAUGCUGAAUGAUGUACUCCGUGACCUGGAGAAGAGCUUCAUCAUCCCACAGACACCGCCUGGAGUGUUCAGGAACCUCUUAUACAGCCUUCCAGGGAAGACUCCUCAGUUUUCCAUCCUCAGGUUCUCACAGGAAGCUGUCCUGCACUGCAACAUCACCAGCAAAGCUGUCAAACACAACUCUGCAGACAAGGAAGUACUUUGCCACAGCACCAUGAACCAGUCUCUGUCUCUCAUCCUUAGGGCCAUCCAGUCAGCUGAGAGGCUGGUGUGUUUUGGCUUGGACUUGUUUGAAAAUUACCCAAAUGACACGAUAUGAUCUUUGCUGACACAGACCCACCAGUGAGCUUGGAUGCACUCAAGAGCAAAAACUGCCACUGAUCAAGUCAAUAAAGUAUAGAUACAUUGCAAAUAUUAAAACACAAUUGACCCUUCCGACUGACCUCAUCCAAAACCUCAUCUUACUCAGUCCAGGAAAAAAUGAGAAUCAGAGGGAAUCCACACACUGACACUGCUCACAGAAAAGAGAUUGAAAUAGUGUCAUUCAUUCUCAUGAUUCCACACUUCCACAAUAACCAAUACUGAAUUAAUGGCAACAACAUGCCGUCCAGAAUAUAGUGAGAAGUUUUAGACAUUUUUUUUAAUGAUCUUCAUAUCAAGGGUUGUAAAAAGUCUUUUUUCUGAUUGAUGAAUGUAUUGAAACUAACUUGUUGCACACUAGCUCUCAGAUAUGCAAAUAAUAUUGACACAAUGGGGUCGUUUAAAUUGCACUAUACACGCUUCCAAUGAAAGCAGACGUAUAGUAAUUUUUAGAUUAUUACUUUUCCUUCAGCUGACACUUCCUCUGUUGUCUAGAAAACUUUCCUGGAUGCGGUGGCUGUGGUAGAGGUAGAGUGGGUCGCCCACUAAUCGGUUCGAUCCCCAGCUUCCCCCAGCCCACAUGUCAAAGUGUUCUUGGGCAAGAUACUGAACCCCAAAUUACUCCAGAAGGCUGUGCCAUCGGUGUGUGAAUGAUUAGUUUCUUUCUGAUGAGCAGUUGGCAGCUUGCAUAGUAGCCUCUGCCAUCAGUGUAUGAAUGUGUGUAAAUGGGGUGAAUGACAUGUAGUGUAAAGAGCUUUGAGUGGUCGGAAGACUAGAAAGGCGCUAUACAAGUACAGACCAUUUACCAUUUCCCAUUUACAAAUCCCAACCCAGGAGAUUUUGAGAAAACUAAAGCACCAGUUCAAAAAGUAUUACCUGAAAAAUUAGAUUCAAAUUUGUUAUACUAAGAAAAAUGUUAAACUAUUUUGAGUUUUGUCAGGUCUAGCCAUGUUAGAGAAAGAAAGUGUUUAACAUGUUUUUACAAGUUAGUUGCACACACUGGGAGACAGGGAUAAGCUGAAAAAAAAAGGCCAAUGUCAAUUUGUGACGGUACCUGUUUUCAUAGUUUUGUUUGCCCAUAAAGAGAAUUUUUGGUAUUUUAUAACUGGGUCUUAUUCUUGUAAUUGUGGGCAUUCUGACUAAUGGGUCAUGCAAACUUUGCACUCACCACCAACAUUGUAGAGAUACGGGAAACACAGUUCUGGAAAAGCAAGGUAUAUCUGGGCAAGCAGCUUCCAAAAACUUUCCAAAUAAAACUUUCUAUGUAGUACAGCCGAACCUAAUGCUAGCUGGCUAACCAAACAGCUAGCUUGGGAAGCCAGCAAGUUGCCCUAAGUAGAUCCCUAUGCAGUUAGCUACAACUGCUACAAUUGCUAGUUACAUUUUACAUGAUUUAUGUAAAAUGUAACUUUAUUUGGAAACCUUAAGAAGGCUUACGCAGCUCCGAUAUAUGUUGUUUUACUCGAGUCAUGUUUCCUGAAUCUCUACAAUGGAGGCGAGGAGUGCAAAGUUUGCAUCAGAAUGGCCAAAGUUAUGGGACUAUCAGAAUCAGAAUCAGAAUCAAAAAUACUUCAUUGAUCCCCGAGGAGAAACUCUUUUGUUACAGCAGCUCACUAUCACGUCAGUGCACACAG